Molecule: messenger RNA, 4680 nt
Organism: Centropristis striata (black sea bass)
Lineage: Eukaryota; Metazoa; Chordata; Actinopteri; Perciformes; Serranidae
Gene: lrp10
Product: low density lipoprotein receptor-related protein 10
Exons: 10
Coding region: 407-2803 (798 amino acids)
Cellular component (GO): plasma membrane
Molecular function (GO): protein binding
Source: RefSeq, a predicted model, not a curated record
UGUGUUGUUGCCGCUUCUUGACUACAUGUUGUGAGUUCCUUGGGUACUUAAAUCCCCCGUGUCGUGUUUGGAAACCUUUUCUUGACGUGUCGCCGCCUGUAAAAACGCGUUUUAACGAGAACUGGAGUGAGGAUGUUAGCAGUUAGCCGUUAGCUCCGCAGGUUAAAGCUCCGGUAGACUAGAUCCAUAGUGAGGACCAUAGACGGCCAGCAGCGGCUCUCUGCUGCUCCUACAAACACAAACUGGCUCGCAACGUCAACACAGGACAUAUUGUAAACUUGUAGAUGAUGUCUUCCUGAACAAACCUCCCAAAAUGGAGCUACUCUGAAGUUUUUUUUAAAAAGCCCUUUUAAAGUCUUCAGUUUUUAUAUAAUUUCCAACAUUUUGGAGGAGAAGCACUACCACAAUGACCGUCACUUACAACUUUUGUGCCCUCCUAGUUUUCACCAUAACAGCAUGCAGCCGUUUUGAGCCGGCCCUCUGCUCCGCCCGCUGUGGGCAUUCCCUCCAAGUCUUGGACAACAAAGUGGGAGAGAUCAGGAGUUCUAUUUACCACAGCUGGUCCUACCGCUUCGGCCCCAGCUAUGACUGCUGGAUCAUCGAGGGUCCGGAAGAUGAACCUAUCGUUCUCAGCUUUUCCCAGUUUUCAGCGCGGUGUAGGAAGGAAUGGGUGUCCAUAAAAUCCUCAGCUGGCGGUGAGCCCGUUGGCCUUUGUGGCUCCAAGUUGCCGCAACCGAUGGAGUUUCCAGGGGGAAAUAUUACAGUGAUGCACCACUUCCUCCCACAUCUGUUCCCUGUGUCGUCCUUUCGGUUGACCUACGCCAGAGACACCGGUGACUGCCCGGUCACAUCCUUCGAGUGCCUGGGCGGCCGCUGCCUUCCCUUCUCGUGGCGCUGUAACGGCCAGGUGGAGUGUCUCGGCGAAGGCCGCGGCCUCGGCAGCGACGAGCAGGGCUGUGGUGCAGAGGCGGAGACCCCAGAACCCCCAAAGUACGGCAGCACACAGACAGAAGAGGCCAAAGCAGAGGCGUACACAGAGAAGAACCACGAGAGGGACUCUGAGAGACAUUAUCUCACAGAUUCUGAGUCUGAUCUGUGGGCGCUGCUGAAGGAGAGGCAGGAGGAGGAGGAGGACCAGGAGCAGCCUCAGACCCACAGGGAGCCCGUUGUGACGCCCACUCCCAUUGAGUGGCCCUGUGGAGGACACCUCCAGACCUUCUACGGGACCUUCUCCCCUCCAGCCAUCCGGGGCCCUGCACUGUUCUGUGUGUGGACUCUGGACCCUCAGGACUCGAGGCCACUGAGACUGGACCUGCAGCAGCUGGUGCUGGGGCCCGGAGACAGACUCACUGUGUACAACAUGGAGCAAGGCAAAGGAGACAUUAUCAAAAUUAUCACCAGCUCUUCCAAUUACAAAUCAGUCCAAGUUGAGUCCCACACCGGCCUGAUGUCGAUGACGUAUGAGACUCUUCCCAGCUCGGAGGGGAGCGGCUUCAACGCCACGUUCCACGUGGGGACGUACUGCCCCCCGUGGGAGGGCCGGUGUGGCGGAGCGGCAGGAGGCUGCUACACCAAGGAGCAGCACUGCGACGGGAAAUGGGACUGUCCCGAGACGGGCAAGGACGAGGAGGGCUGCCGGGGCUGCGGCAUCAACCAGUUCGCCUGCGGCGUGGCGGGGCAGCGAGCCGUGGCAUCCAGUCACUUCGCUGGCAGACCGGUGUGCUACCCGGUCACAGAGAGAUGCAACUACCAGCUGUACUGUGCUGACGGCAGCGACGAGAGGGACUGCACCGUGUGUCAGCCGGGGACCUUUCAUUGUGACAGUGACAGGUGUGUGUUUGAGAGCUGGCGCUGUGACGGCCAGGUGGACUGUAAGGACGGGACGGACGAGCUCAACUGCACCGUCAUCCUGCCCCGCAAGGUCAUCACCGCGGCAACGGUGGGCAGCCUGGUCUGUGGGCUCCUGCUGGUCAUCGCCAUGGGCUGCACCUGUAAACUGUACUCGCUCAGGACCAGGGAGUACAGCUUGUUUGCUCCGAUCAGUCGCCAGGAAGCGGAGCUGAUCCAGCAGCAGGCUCCUCCCUCCUACGGUCAGCUGAUCGCACAGGGCAUCAUCCCCCCAGUGGAGGACUUCCCCACAGAAAACCCCAACGAGACCUCGUCUCUGUCUCUGAGAGGAAUCCUCCAGCUCCUCCGUCAGGACGCUGCCAACUCCCCGCACCGCAGACGCCGGCCCCGAUUCAUCCGCCGGGCCGUCCGUCGCAUGAGGAGGUGGGGCCUGAUCCCGCGGCCUCCCUCCAGGCCCAGCCAGGCGUCCAGCUCCAGCCAGCAGCCGGCGGACGCUGCUCCCUCCGGACAGGAGCCGGCUCACUCCACGCCCACCUCCUCCUCCUCGGCCGUGGAGGCCGUCAACCAGCCGGUGCCUCAGAAACUGGGCCUGUUGGCUCAGUCGGAGCAGCAGCAGCAGGAGGCCCCGCCUCCUCUCCUGCCGCUGCCCCUGCCUCCUGUCGCCUCCCCUCCUCCUCCUCCGUACGCUCCGCCAGCUCCGAGUCCAGUCACUCCCCAGACUCCUCCUGUGGCCGUCCCCCCCAGCAGCCCCUCUCUGGCCUCCAUCUUCCACACGCUGGGCCUGAGCAUCUCCCUCUUCAGAGCCUCGCCCUCCUCCUCCUCCUCCACCAACUCCAUGCCCCUCUCCGCCUCCCCGUCUUUCUCCUCCUCCUCGUCCUCGUCGGAUGACGACGUGCUGCUCAUCCCGCUGUCCGAAGACACGACUUCAGAGGACGACGUGCCCAUGCUCACCUGAAUGACUUCCUCACCCCCCCACACCCCCUCCUCCAUCUCCUCCUCCUCCUCCUCCUCCUCCUCUACUCACAGAUGAUAAACUGAAACCCAGUCUUUCCACGUUUGUUUGAACUCGAGCACAGGAGACUCACCUGCACUGUGCAAGUCUGGUGCCUUUUUGAAAUUGCUUUGCGUUGGAUUUGUUGACUUAUGGAAUCAAGUAUUUGAUUUUUUUUUCCUUUUUUAAAGACCUCCUGAAAAAGUUUUAGACGAAAAAAGCAUGAGAGUAAGUGUAGGUGAGUAUUGGAUGUGCACUUACUUCCUGCUAGGCUGCACAUUGAAGGUAAACUUUUGCACAGAAGAAUCUUCCCUAUCCAGAAACUGAGGCAGGCUACUGUCAGAUUGAGUGAUUAGUUUUUAGAUUACAUGAUGGAAAAUAUUGUGUUUGUAUGACUGCAACUGUGUGAAUGCAUUUGCAUUUUAGGCUAUAUUCACACUAAUGUGUUUUUGUUUUAAAACUCAUAACUUUGCUACGUUGACUCGGCGUUUUUGAACCCCUAAAACAGAGAGUUUGGAAAACUCUGCUGGGAAAAAAACCCCCCAUUAUUUCUGCACAUUCAGACUAAAACUGUCGCAGAAAACUGUGAAACAAAUACAAACAGAAUGUUUCAAAUUCAGCGUGUACAUUUAUAAAACCAAAUUUAUCAGUUUGGACAUAAAAUAUAUUGUCUUUGUACAGUUUUCAGUUGAACAUGUGCCAAAAAGGAUUACCAAAUUAUAGCAUUCUGUUGUAUUUCUGUUUUCACAACUUUUUGGGGGUAAUAAUGAUUUUCAGCUUUCAGAAUCCUAGUGUAGUUGUACAAACCUUGUCUUCCUCUGUAGUAUUUUUUCUGUCUUCUCAACCCGAAGUAACGUUAGACAAUCUGCUUUCUCUUUGCACCGGCACAUGCAUGCCCGGUGUACGUGAAUAGUCGUGUGAUGUGCGUUUUCAGGCGGUUGUAGAUCUCUGAUUCGAUGCUAAAAUGUUGGAAAUCCAUUUUAAAAUGAAAACGUAUUUGUGUGGAUGUAGCUUUACAUUGACAGUGAAGUAUGUUUGUAGAUGUGGAUUAUCUCCACAUACUUCUGCCACUUGCAUCCAUGUUUUACCACAGAUAAUUAUAUAUAUAAAAACCAACUAAUUCCCCCUAUUUAAGUGCCUUUUUGAGGAGUUUCCCGUAGAGAAACACACUGCACACCAGAACACACGGAGGCACACGUUUUCUCACAUCUUAGCACGCAUCCACACAUCAGUGGCUUUAUUAUCACAUGAAAAUAAAACGAUGCAUGUACUCUGCAAGCUGGCAAUAACUUUUUGGGACCCCUAGUGCACACGGAUUGCAACAUAACUGUUUUGAGUACACACACAUAGACACGUGUACCCUUCCCUAGUGAAUGUAUGUAAUCUACAGAAGCAAAAUGUGUCAAAAGACAAUCUCUCCGGUGCCUGAUUUAAGGAUGUGUGUGUGUGUUUGUAGUGUGCACGGGAUAGAUGAGGCGCCCUGGCGAUGAAACGGCGGGCGCGAAAAUUCACAAAAAUAACCUCAACUUGAAUCUUCAACCCUUGAGGGGAAUCAUUCUGUCACACUCUGACACAACAGACUCGUGGUGUGCCAUUUGUAUUAUUGUACAUUUUACGGUGUUUUUAUUUCAGGCAAGUUACAUUUUGUUUUCUCUCCUAAGUUGUUGUUUUUUUUUCGCUUUGUUGAAUGUAUUAGGGUCGACGUGGAGUAGCCGCAAGUUUUAAAAUUUGCAUUGUAAUGAGGUAAAUGAGAGAGAGAAAGAGUCAUUUCUGGUUAUUUAGGGUCAACUUCACUGUAUAUAAGUAAAAAUGUGGCUGAGAUUAAACGAUUUGCACUUUUA